GACUCCAAUACCCCAGCCCAUCCUUCCCAUUCCCCUCUUCGUUCCUGAUAGUAGUUGACUGACGGCUGUGCAUCAUGCAUAUCCGUCCUGCAGUUAUGGGGGCACCAAAUCGGCCAAGUUCACAUGCACCUAAAUCCUUCACUUGCAGUCGCGUUAUUUUUGUCCCCAUUUUCUCAUUUUGGCUUCGUAUGACCUCGACGUUCUAUCUGUUCUGCAGGUACCGUCAGGUCCGCAAACUGUGGCCAAGUAGAGAUCCCUCAUUUGUUCUUUGCCCAGAGUGGAUGUAAAAUUUGCCGGGUCUCUGAUCUGAUAGCAGUCUGAUCGGCCCCCCCACGUACAACUCGAGGCACACUUGACCCCUGUGAGAAUUUGGUCAAGAUGCAAGAUGCCGCUCAGCCUCUGUCGUACCAAUAGUACCAACAAGACCCCAAAGCGCCGCAAUGAUAUGUCAUCUGAAGCUUUCCCAAUUUAUGUUUUGUUGUUUCAUUUCUUCAUUCAAUAAGGUAUCGCUAUUCGCCAUUCGUUUAUUGGGUUGGAAGCCCUUUGUCUCAAUGCGCAUUCAUAAUGUAUGUCUCGAUAGUGUUCACUAUCGGAUCGUUGGCUCUCCUUCAAGUAGUCACAUCGCACAGUCUUUCCAGUAAUAGAGGUUAAAAGUCUCCAUGUUCUCUUGUUUUCAUUAUACUGAUAGAUGGACAGCAGUACUAGUUGCGCAGAGGGAGCUCAACUCUACUAUAACAGUAUCGGAAUCUGAAAGCCGGACGGCGAAUCUGCCGCCAUGUACAACAACCGUCACUUCAAUUUUGGGCGAAAAAUUUACAGCCCAGGCGGGGUCGUGUAGUCAUACAUUUACUGUCACGUCAACAAUUCAACCAAUCGAAUCGAAAACGCAUACGACAGCAUCAGAAACGACAUCUUCGAUAGAAUCGACGAGGAAGUCAAGUCUGACUCAAUCAGCUGGCGCGACGCCGCCAACCAGUUUAGAAUCUAUCAGCCUCACCUCGUCCAGUACCAAAGUCGAGGAGACUCCAGCACAAAGCCCUACACCAUCCUCGCCCACUAGUUCAACUAAAGUUGAUUGUGUUGCGACAGUGACUUCGAUUCUAGGGGAGUUUUUGGUUCUGGGAACGGGUUCCUGUAGUCAAACAGUUACAAUCGUCAGCACAGUGAAGGGAACUUCCAUCCUGGUGUCAACAAGUAGCACAAGCCGGACAACAGUUUCAACUUCUAGUGCUAGGGAAACACAGCUCUCCAUUUCUAUUUCCCCAACAAGUUCAAGUCCUUUCACUCCAACGGUUGUGAGCACUUCUUCGAUAUCCAAUCCAUCACCUGAGCCCUGUACAGCAACCAUAACUUCAACUCUGGGCACGCCGUUUUUGCCGUUCCAAGGACUGUGUUCUCAUACUGUUACUGUUGUAACAUCUCCAGUUCAAGUGUCUCCGCCGCAAGCACCUUCAACAUCAGAAGAGCAACCGCCUGUUCCCAUCAACACAAGUGUUGAUCUUGGUACGUCAACUUCAGCAACAAUCUCGACCAGCACGACACUUGCUCCAGUCCCUCCACAACAACAAACCGAGUCCAGUGGUCCAAAUGUUGGCCCCGUGAACACAUCUUCAAGCACAACGCUCAUCAUAACGACCACUACAGAACAAUAUCCCCCACCGGCACCUGAAACAUCCACGUCUCUCGCUCCCACUGCUGCAAUAUCAGCUCCUACAAGUCAGAUUCCCCAGUUGCCGAACUCGCCCUCCACAAGUCUUCUAGAAGGGCCAGUUGGGACAACCUCCUCGCCGCUUGUUUCUGCAACGACGAUCCACGAUACACAAGUACCUCUACCUUCGUCUUCCAUAGAGCCCGCCCCUCCUGGCUGUCCUACGGAAUGCGCUGAGCCACAACCGACAAAUCAGCCUAUAUCAGUUUCAAGUGUCUCGUCAGUUGUACCGAUCCAAACCUCAAUUGCAACAGAAAGCCAGGUUGUAUCCCCGACUUCCGAGCAAGGACCUACCACGACGCAAUUAAAUGGCAUUACAAGCUCAGAAGAAGUUUCGACACACCUUACGACACCUUCUCCUUCCAUUCCUACCAUCACCAACACUCCAACUCCAGGACCCAUUAUCAUUGGAUCUCAGACUAUAAGCCAAGAUACAGCAUCGAACUUCAUCUUCGACUCACAAACCUUAGUUCCUGGCUCCGCAAUAACAGUGAACGGACAGCAAGUCUCGGCUGCCUCAGGAGGAGCAAUAAUUCUUAAUCCAGCACCCCCAAAAGCUACACCCUCCUCUUCAGGCGAAAGUAGCACCGGUCCCGCACCAGCAAUAGUCGUAGUUGACGGGACAAGCAUCACCGGAAAUACAGCUUCUGGAUUCGUUAUCGGCACGCAGACUUUGUUCCCCGGAAGUGCCAUCACAGCUAGCGGUCAAGUCAUAACAUUGCCUUUACCAAAUCCAACUCCUGCCCCCGUGCCAACACAAACUCAAGGUCCGGACACCAUUCCUGUAAUUCUUAUUGGGUCCUCGACUUUCACACAAAACUCAGCGUCUGCUUUCAUAAUCGGAAGUCAAACGCUUUCGCCUGGCUCGGCUGUGACUAUCUCUGGGCAGGUGAUCUCGCUUUCACCUACGGGAAAUGCAGUCAUUGUCAAUGGUGCCACGGCAACGCCAAGUCGAACAACUUUCUCAACCGAGAUCCAAGCGCCUAUUACUAGCUUGGUGGUUGCCGGACAGACUUUGACGGCUGGCGGGCGGGUCACUGUGGGCGGCGACGUCUUGAGUCUUUCGGGUGGAACUAUCAAAAUUAUCGGAACAGUCACUGUCGGUGGUGGAGAUGCGACUUUCACCGCAACGCCAACGGGAAAGAAGAAGAGCGCGGGUGUGAGAGUAGAGAGCAGCUCCUUGGUGUACAUGACAGUACAGAUAUCUGUUAUGCUCGGUUUGGGAGCGCUGGGGCUUUUCUAAUAAGUAGGCGUGUACAGACGCUUCAUUGUGCAUUGCAUGGGGAACGAGGAACGGAGUCAUGGCAUACAUUUGGGGUUUGCACGUAUAGACGACGAUGUACUAUUACUCAACCUAAUAUUCUGUAUAUACUUUUACAAUCCAGUACAAUAAUUCAAGGUCCAAUCAUA
This is a messenger RNA of Cadophora gregata, 3118 nucleotides long. RefSeq lists its product as uncharacterized. Lineage: Eukaryota; Fungi; Ascomycota; Leotiomycetes; Helotiales; Ploettnerulaceae. Bases 660 to 2951 code for a protein of 763 amino acids. The record is from RefSeq and is a predicted model, not a curated record. The transcript has a single exon.